Coregonus clupeaformis (lake whitefish) is the source of this 2174-nucleotide messenger RNA. RefSeq names its product testis-specific gene 13 protein-like. The record is from RefSeq and is a predicted model, not a curated record. The transcript has 7 exons. NCBI's taxonomy places the organism in Eukaryota, Metazoa, Chordata, Actinopteri, Salmoniformes, Salmonidae. Bases 1257 to 2069 code for a protein of 270 amino acids.
CGCGUGCUACAUCCUUGGCUUCCAACAGCGCCCCCUCUAUCGAUCUGACUUUUGUCUGAGCUGAAACCCUCAAUAACAUUUUAAAGUUGUGGCAGUUUAUCUUAUCUCUGCUCAGUGUCCCUGUCGCCUGUGUUACCAUGUCACUCUCCGGGUCUGACAAAACAUGCAGCGCACAACUGGUAUCUAUUCAUAUAGAGUGUUAGGUGUAUAUAAAUGUGUUGUGGAUAGGGGAUUGCGUUGAUGGUGGUUAGCAUGGUAGUAUGAACAUGAUCAUGGAGUUCAACUUGGAGACCAUCCCAGAGAAUGAAGUUGAACUGGGAGAGGAAGAGGAGGAGGCGGAGGAAGAAAAAUAAGUGCCUCUCCACAUUCAAGCGUUACAGAGGUACAACUUUGACCAGAGGUCAUUCUGUGUACAUGAUUAUUAGCUGAGAUACUAUGUAAUUUAGAUCCUUCAACUCAUAUCAUUAUUUUAGAACCUGCCAUUAUUGCACUUUAGCGUACUGAGCUAUUUCCCUCAAAUCAAUGGGGUUUUAAUGGAGCCUAGUUGUCCUAGCAUCUCUCCCAUUGCCCUAGGCCUAGGGCACUGCAGUAGUUAUCUUUUCCUUUCACCUUGAUGGCCUUGUAUGACUCAAAUGUAAACAGACAUCAAUGCUCCCAGUGUGUUACCUAUCUCCUGACUGUAUGGGUGUUUCAACCCCCAUAGGUGAACUUUUCACAGGUGGCUGGUGGUACCCUAAUUGGGGAGGACAGGCUCAUUGUAAUUGCUGGAAUGGAAUGAAUGGUAUGAAACACAUCAAACAUGUGGUAUUAUGAGCCGUCCUCCCUCACCAGCCUCCUGUGGAGCCCGUAUUGGCUAGGUUGAAGACAAAAGAGGUAAGGACAAGUUGUAUUCAUGUGCGCAAGCUUUCGAAAUUAAACAGAUUCGUGUUUAUUCUAGUUGAUAACUAGCAUCGCUGGUCUGUUUGUUUAGAAUUCUUCCGCAUUUAUGCAAAGAGUUAUGGGAUAUUAGAAAUCCUCCUAACCUGGGUAUCUUCUUCCUAGCAUGUUAUUGGUUCGAUGUCACAACAUACAACUUUGGGGGUGUUUCAGCAACAGUGCAAAGUUCUACAUUACAGUUCUACAGUACACUAUGACAUCACCCAAAGAACUGUAGAAUGCACUGUUGCACUCUAAAUAUGAUGGAACUGUGCCUUCACUUUAGCCUUUGAAUCACAAUGUCAGUAUUCUCAUUGUAGCAACUUGUUUUUGAAGCCUCCAUGCAGGCUAAAAAGGCUUUAGGGAAUAAGGCUUUCCUCCAGCCAGUGAGCAAGGAUGAGAUUAUUGCUCCAAAGGCCCGUGAGAUCUAUCAGAAAGAAAAAGUCCUGGAUUCCAAAGAGAUCUGGAACAUUCUUAGGGAGGAGUCUGAGUCCAAACUGGCUCAGAUGGAGACGGCCAUUGACGGGCCGUCAGUGAUCAAGGCGUUUAAUGACAGACUGGAGUGUCAGAAGCUGCUGGAGGUUCAGGGGCAAGGGAAGUCUAGCCGCCAUAAGAAUCGAGUGGCGCUCAUGUUCAAGGCCUCGGAGGCCAACCUGGACAGGACAGCCCUGCUCAUAGCCAACAACCCCCUGCCUGACCUCCAUAACCUGAAGGAGGGUGACAGCCCCACCAAAUACCUGGCAGGCAACCCCCUUGCACCCGCCCCCGCCCCCACCAAGAGGCUUGAAGCAAUUCGGGGUCGUCAGAGUGGUUUGCUUCCUCUAAAACAUCCUCUUAAAUUGCCAUCUGGGAUGAGAAGAGCGGGCAGCAAGCGGAGCAGCGAGCUCAAUCAUGGGUGCGAACAAGUCUCUGUGUGCAGUUCUCUGAGGAUAGGUCAACGGAUUCAGACAGGGACAACGGGCAAGAAGGUGCUGCCCCUAGAUCUGACCCAGAGCACUGAGGUCAAAGAUCAGUGCACUGAACUGUGUGAGCCCCUCACUCUCUCGGCCCUGCUGGAGACUGCAGUCACAGUAACAGCACCAGGACAGGGGGCGUUCCGCUAUGGACAGACCGCCUACUGGAACGGGACCAGCAGCUGGGAACUGCCGCCAUGACUUCUGAAGCCUGGACCUUUCAAUGCAUGCAUGCAAUAGCUGUUUGCCCUCUAUAUUUGGAGCUGUUUGUCAACUAUGUGUUGAAAUUUACCAAUAAAUACUUUA